UAUAUUACUUCUAAACUAUCAAUAAUUAUUGGAAACGAUGGCCGAGAGUACCAAUGAAUCUGUGGUGACCACAACCGCUGUGACCACUGAAGCCACCACAGCUAAUGGCAUGUCAUCCGAUAGUCAGAUAAUUCAAGAAAACUUUACAAACAAUAACCAAAAAUAUUUGAUGUCUGCGGCACUGAUAACCGAUGCCAAAGAUGGACUGGUAUUGCUAUCUCAGUCGACAGACUUUAUUAAUGUUAAACUAUAUUUCCUAUAUCGACAACCAUUCCUUCAGUAUCUGCUUUAUGUAACAAUAUUUUUGCAUCACUUGUUAAUAUUGUUUGAGAAAACAUCGGCCACUCAUGACAAUCAUCUGUUGAUCAAUUGUCUGGAGCUAUUGUGUCUACUAAUAUACGCACUGCGCUUAAGUCACUUACACUUAUUCACACCGCGACCGGUAUUCUGGUCGGACAUGAAGAAUAUCAUAAUAGUGGUCACUGUUCUCAUGACAUUCUGUGAUAUUAUCAUCAGUUUAUCAGUCAAUAACUAUAUCCGAUGGACACCAGUUCUCAGACCGCUUUUUAUUAUUAAUUUUGCUGAAAACAAACAGAUUCGUAGAUCAUUCAGAAAUAUGAGAAACACAUUACCGGAUGUCUUGAAUGUAUUGAUACUAUUUUUCCUAUCGAUUCUUACAUUUGCAAUCAUUGGUCUUAAACUAUUUGAAAAGCAAUCCAUAUAUAAUGCUUACAAAGAAAAAUAUUUUUCAGAUUUUGUCGAAAUUCUCUACAAUUUGUAUAUUUUAGUCACUACAUCUAAUAAUCCUGAUAUUAUGUUACCAGCUUAUAGAAAAAAUCGUUGGUUUGCAUUAUAUUUCAUUAUAUUUAUUGUCAUUAAUCUUUACCUAUUUAUGAACAUUAUUCUCGCUGUUAUUUAUAAUAACUAUAAGAAACAUUUGAAAUGUGAAGUUCAAAAUGUGUUAAUAUUGAAGAAAAAUAACAUAAUGAGAGCAUUUAAUCUAUUGUCCAAAAAGACAAACAUUUCCACACAAAUUACUGGCAAACAGCAAACCGAAGCAAUUGUCGGCAUUACUCGGGAAGUGUUCAAUGAUUUGAUGCAAAUUAUAUUGGAUGUGAUGGACACUAGCAAAACAAAUCGCGCGACACUGAUAUCGCUGUACUGGUCAUUGAUGGAAACAGAUCAAGUGAUAACCAGAGAAAAUUUUUGUCAAAUACUAGAUAUACUUAACUUUGAAAUUACUAUUAUAUCGAAAACGGAAAACUCGACAAUUUUCGAGAAAUUCAUAAAAGAUUUAUACGAUAGUAAACUAUCGAUUUUAUUGAGAAUUUCGGUAAAAACCAAAUAUUUUCGCAAUUUUUUCGAUUCACUUAUUUUGUUCAAUACUGUUAUCAUUGCCCUAAACGUUGACUAUAAAUCACUUGAAUGGUUAUUACUAUUAUUGUUCACAAUUGAAAUAUUGGCCAAAAUCUAUACAUUUGGUUUCAAACUAUUUAUACAUAAAUUUUGGAAUCUAUUUGAUUUCAUAGUCAUCGGCACAGCUCUCAUCCUAUUCAUUGUCAUCGAACUCAAGAAUCAGAAUAAUCUCAAGAAUCAACAAUUAGAUCACUAUUUGGAUCUAUUGUUGAUUCUUCGUGUACUUAGAUUAUAUAAAAUCAUUACAACAAUUAAUAGAUUUAAAAUUGUCGUCAAAACAAUACUGGCUAUUAUACCAUCGAUUUUUACAUAUAUUAGUCUAUUGUUUGUAAUUUAUUAUAGCUAUGCUAUUAUUGGUAUGCGAUUGCUAUCAUUACAAUCGAUGACUAACAAUCCGAAAAUCAAUUGCAAUCAAUUGAAUGAGACAUCAAAUGCCAGCAACUAUUGUCUCAUAAAUUUCAAUACCUUUCCCGACGCUAUGCUAUUCCUGUUCAAUCUAAUGGUUGUCAAUCAGUGGCAUGUGUUGGCUAAGACCCAAGAGUUACUAUUGGGAACAAAGUUUAUUAGGAUUUAUUUCAUAUCAUUUCACUUGAUUUGUGUGAUAGUUGUACUCAACAUAUUUACGGCCUUUGUUUUGGAGGCAUUCAUUCUGGAGUACAUCGACGUGACCGACAAGAAACUGAAGAAAAGUAAUUAUGUCCUCAAAUUGGAACAAUUGGGAGUCAAUUGUCUGCAAAAACGCGAGGAACCAAUGGUUAAUAGUCAUUACACCAAUUUUAAUGACAUACUGGACGCUGACCACGACCUGAUCGAUGCAACCGCAGUCGCCACUGGCCAGCGGACAACCCAACAGGACAUCAACCAAUACUGUCAUUCAUUGAAUUAUUCUGAUCUAAGAAUUAUAAUCAAAGAGAAAAAGUCUGUCGAGUUAUUGCUGAUCAAAAUGUUUCAAAACGAUAUCAAUAUUGAUAUCUAAAUGUUUUUUUUAA
Molecule: messenger RNA, 2405 nt
Organism: Oppia nitens
Lineage: Eukaryota; Metazoa; Arthropoda; Arachnida; Sarcoptiformes; Oppiidae
Exons: 5
Coding region: 38-2392 (784 amino acids)
Biological process (GO): transmembrane transport; monoatomic ion transport
Cellular component (GO): membrane
Molecular function (GO): monoatomic ion channel activity
Source: RefSeq, a predicted model, not a curated record